Molecule: messenger RNA, 759 nt
Organism: Nicotiana attenuata
Lineage: Eukaryota; Viridiplantae; Streptophyta; Magnoliopsida; Solanales; Solanaceae
Exons: 2
Coding region: 1-759 (252 amino acids)
Biological process (GO): chromatin remodeling
Cellular component (GO): nucleus
Source: RefSeq, a predicted model, not a curated record
AUGGAUGCCAGGGUUCGACGGUUUGUUCAGGGCCUUAGUCCCUUGGUUGUGAAUGAAGCUACUACAGCGGCCUUGCACUCUGAUAUGAAUUAUGGUAAGAUAGUGGGAUUCGCCCAGGCUACGGAGGCUAGAAAGUUGAAAAUAAGGGAAGAGAGGGAGAGUAAUAGCAGGGCCUGGUCAGCGGGCCACUCGGGGAGCUUAGUUGCAGGGGGGAGACCAGUUCAAGGGAGAGGGCCAGCAGGGCCAUCCCAUUCAUAUGCACAGUCCUCAUCUAGUGCAUCACCAUCAGUGCCCCGUCAUCAGCAGCGUAGUCACUUGAGACCAGGCUUUGACCAGGAGGUCAACAGGCAUUUCGGGGAGGAUUUGGACAAGAUGGUGCGUAGUAUCCUGCACACCGAUAAGCCUUUCAUUAGUGGGGAUUUCAAUGGUCAUAUUGGGGCUAAUGAUAGGGAUUAUGACGAUGUGCAUGUAUGGUUCGAUUUUGGAGAUAGGAACGACGGAGGCACCUCACUGUUGGAUUUCGCUAGAGCUUUUAAAUUGGUGAUAACUAACUCGAGUUUUCUAAAGAGAGAAGUCCACCUAGUCACCUUCCAGAGUUCGAUAGCCAAGACCCAGAUUGAUUACCUCCUUUACAGGAAAUGUGAUAAAGGUUUAUGCACUAAUUUCAAGGUCAUCCCAAGUGAGAACCUCACGACCCAGCAUAGGCUCCUAGUAGUGGACCUGGAGAUCAAGAGUAGUGGGAGAAAGAGGGCGGUGUAG